AGCAGCAUGGAUGACAUGGAGAAAUGGCCAGAAAUAGAGAAAGCAGGGACAGAGAAGAGGCGUGAGCUUGUUUUACAGGGCACUGCUAUAGACAAAAGAAUUCAUUCCAGUGGGGGCCUUUCCUCCUCCGUAUAUUCCCUUCAUCUGCUGAAUUAUCUAGAAGUAAGUCAGUGUCCGAGUCUGACAGAGAUCCACGAGGACAUCCAACAUCUGACCAGCCUCCAAAGCCUCAUCCUUUGUAGAAACAAACUGGCUUCUGUCCCAAAUGUCAUCGGCAGCCUCAAGUGUCUUAAAGUCCUGGACCUUUCAGUUAACAAUCUUACAGCUUUACCCGAGGGACUCACCCAGUUAAAGGAGCUGACUACUCUCAAUGUAAGCUGUAACAGUCUGGAGUUUCUGCCGGAUGGACUGAGCCAGUGCACCAAGAUCUCCACCAUCAACGUCUCCAAGAACCGGAUCCCAGGUUUUCCUGCUGAUCUGUUCUCCGAACGGCUGGAUCUGCUCAGCACCCUGGUUGCAUCUGAUAAUUUAAUCCAUGAGCUCAGUGGAGAUAUUCACAAGCUUUCAGCUUUGAAGAUGCUGGACCUCUCCAACAACAAGUUGAGUGAGAUCCCUUCUGAUCUUUCCGACUGCCCCAAGCUGAAGGAGAUCAACUUCAAAGGCAACAAGCUGAGCGACAAGCGUCUGGAGAAGAUGGUCAACGGGUGUCAGACCAAAUCCAUCCUUGACUAUCUCAGAGGAAAAGGAAGAGGGAGGCACGGGGAGGAUGGAGCUGAUGGCGAUGGAGGGCGCAACGCGGACAAGAAGAGAAGGCAGCAGCUGAGGAAAAAGAAAGACAAGCUGGCCGAGGAGGAUGAGGAGCUGGAGGAGCUGAACAAGAUGGUUGUGAGGGUCCUCCAUGUUUCGGACGCGCCCACGGCGCUGACGGUCAGCGUGAGCGCAGAGGUGAAGGAUGUCCGGCCGUUCCUGGUGUGCUGUUUGGUCCGAGGCAUGAACCUCAGGUCCGGAAACGCUCUGAAACGCUUCCUGAUGGCUCAGACAAAGCUCCACGAUGACUUGUGCGGUAAAAGGACCAUCGCAACCAUUGCGACCCACGACGCGCAGCUUCUCAAAGGUCCUCUGGUGUACGACGUGAAACCACCGACCCAGCUGAAGAUUGUGCCGCUGGGUAAGAGGGAGAUGACAGCCGUCGAGCUGAUACGACAGCUUCACUUAGAGGCUGAGGAGCUGAGGAAGCAGAAGAAGAGGCAGAAUGUCACCGGCCUCCACAAGUACCUCCAGCUUCUGCAAGGAAAACCACUUUAUCCCUGCCUUGUUGAUGCCGAAGGACAUGUGAUCUCAUUCCCACCAAUUACCAACAGCGAGAAAACAAAGAUCAAGAAAACCACAAAAGAAUUGUUCCUAGAGGUGACGAGCGCAGCCAGCCUGCAGACCUGCAAAGAUAUUAUGGACGCUCUGAUCGUAAAAAUGGCAGAGUUGAAUCAGUUCACGGCGGAGCAUGCGGAGGAGGCGGGGUCCGAGGGGGAGGAUGAUGGGGCGCCACAGCCGGCUGCCAACAGUGACACCUCCAACCGGUCCGAACUGGUCAUCCAACAGAUCCGAACCACGGACCAGGAUGGGAACCUGAAGGUCGUCUACCCCUCCAAGACGGACCUCGCCCAGGACAUCAGCAACUUGACUGUCGUUUGGUAG
This is a messenger RNA of Menidia menidia (Atlantic silverside), 1692 nucleotides long. The record is from the annotation of a GenBank genome assembly. Lineage: Eukaryota; Metazoa; Chordata; Actinopteri; Atheriniformes; Atherinopsidae.